UUGGGACAUCCUGUAGAAAGUAAUCGGUAAACAUUUAUUGAUAAAAACUGGAUAAUAUAAAAAUAUCUACACGGUACAUAAGACAGUAGUUAAAAGCAAAACAAAUUAAUCUCACGUAGAAAAUAUGCAUGCAGCUUCUCGUGCUCUGGUAAACAUAUAUGGUUUAGUCAACCAUAGUUAACGAGAAAGUCUAACAGCCUUUGGCAAUUGCUUUCUCCAAUAUCUAAUUUAUAAAGCUGCACUAUCCAUGACAGCAUCCGGUAUCGACUGCAACAAGUCAAGAAAUGCAUUUCUAAUGGAAAGGGACAUUGCACGGAGAAAAUGUGCAAUCUCGUGAAAUGCAAUAGGAAAGUAUUCGUCGCACGGCUUUACGCAGUCAAACCGCGAAUUCUAAGUUCCAUUAUCGUGUUUUCCUAGUUUUUUGCCAAUAAUUACAAUAAUGCCUGAAAAAUUUAUUUUGAAAGCCUUUACUGGUAAGAGUGAUGUUAACGGACUUGAAAAAAAUGAGGCUGUGGUUGGUCAAACAAUGUUGCCUCCAUAUUACUCCCAGUUUUCCCAACGAGUGCUGGAUGCUCCAGUUAAAGAAGACGAUAUAUGGUUGGUUAGUUAUCCCAGGACUGGGUCUACAUGGUGCCAAGAAAUGAUCUGGCUAAUCCAAAAUAACGUGGACUUUCAGACUUGCCGAUCUACAUUGCAACAGCUGAGAGCACCACUUAUAGAAUCUUCUGUUGUCCUGUUCGAACAUGUAGGUUCAAUAACCACAGAGACUAGCAAAGUGCCACUUCCUCAGUAUAUAAAAGUUGAUUUGCCUCUGAGCCAACUUCCAUCAUCUAUGGAUGAAUUAAAAGUGAAGUUGGACUUACUGUUUACUGAUUCUGUACGCUUUGUGGAACAAUUACCUUCACCCAGAUGUAUUAAAAGUCAUCUAUCUAUCGAUUUACUGCCAGAGCAAAUUUGGAGUGUGAAGCCAAAGAUAAUUUACGUAAUGCGGAACCCAAAAGAUCUAUGUGUAUCAUAUUAUUUCCAUUGCCAACUGGUUCAUAAGUUCGAUGUCGAUUUUGAAACAUUUUGCGAACUGUUACUGGAUGAUUGUCUGCCUAUUGGAUCAAUUUUUAAACAUUAUCUUGGGUACUGGAAUAAGCGACAUGACCUAAACAUGUUGAUCUUAAGAUAUGAGGAGAUGCGGCUCGAUACUCGAGGAACAGUAGAAAAAAUCGCCAAUUAUUUGGGAAAAACUUUAACUGAAGAACAAGUUGAUCAAAUUUGUGAAUUUGUAAGUUUCAACACUAUGAGGAACAAUAAAGCAUGCAACUUGCAGGUUCUAGUCGAUAAUAAGAAAGGGGAUGACUUUUAUACUAAAUCAGGCAAACAUUUUGUCAGAAAAGGUAUUAUUGGAGACUACAAAAAUUAUAUGUCACCUGAAAUGAUCGCAAGAUUCGACAACUGGAUAGAAGAAAACAUUCGUGGGACAGACUUGGAAUUAAGCCUUGAUGCAGUUUAGAUGAUUAAUACCAGAAAUAUUUAUAAGGGGAUAAUUUAGAUACAUGUGUUAUUAUUUCGUUUUUAAUAACAUGUAUUUGUAAAUAAAAUAAAUUAUUUUCCUAAAAUUCUCUCGAGACAGUAAAGCAAUAGUUAUUGAUAGUUUUUAAAAUAUGUAAUUACUUUCAUAGGAUAGAAUUAAAAGUGAUUACAAACUGCAAGUCUUCGAAACAUUUUAUUCAAAAACAUACCAGUUAAAGUGUUUUGGCAAAACGAUCUGCAAGUUCAUAAUUACUAAAGCAAUAAAAUAUGUUUUAACUGCUAUUAUCAUUAAUGUCUGCAACUUUUUCUGACAUUCCCGCUCACUCUGUACAAUAGCGAAUAAUGUGCAUCUGUUCAGGUAUAAUGCAAAUAAAAAGCGUAUUCUGUCAAAA
Molecule: messenger RNA, 1913 nt
Organism: Dendroctonus ponderosae (mountain pine beetle)
Lineage: Eukaryota; Metazoa; Arthropoda; Insecta; Coleoptera; Curculionidae
Product: luciferin sulfotransferase
Exons: 5
Coding region: 440-1501 (353 amino acids)
Biological process (GO): sulfation
Cellular component (GO): cytoplasm
Molecular function (GO): sulfotransferase activity
Source: RefSeq, a predicted model, not a curated record